CAUACAGAUUGACAAAACUGUCUGUAACGGUUCCGGGUGCAAGUAUUUGACUUGUAGGAUGAUAAGGUUUACUAGGUUCUGCUUCCAGCGACGUAUUUUGUAUCUAACUGACUCUAGGGAAUAUUACGUGCAUUUGGAUCUGUAGCCUUUGGGAACAUAUGAAAUAUUGUUUUUAGUUUUGGGACCAUGCUGAGCAUCAGGGAAUCUGAAAUAACGUCUCCAAACACUUGGGUGAUCAGUUGCAGACGUCACUCUCCAGAAAUCUGGGUAUGGACCCUUUAAGAAGCAGCGGAGCCCCUCUGGCCUGGGACGUAAGACCCCGAUUUCCUGAGCCCUCGACGGGGAGCGGCCUUUCCUCUGGGAGGUCCACAGGAGUGUUUUAAUCCUGGCGCUGGGUGCCUGUGAACUACAUUACCCAGAAGAGCGCGCGUCGAUGGACGGCAUCUCUGACCAAUGAAGACAGAAAAGAGAGUCGUUUCUGGGUGUGCGCCUAACGUCGGGGCGGGACUUCUGGUUUCAUCCCCCUGGCGGUAGUUUUGCCUCUUUUCAUUAGUCUUCACCCGCUAAUGUUCGGGACCGAGGCGACUAGCUGACAAAGCCCGAGGAGAAGCGGUUUCCCCGCCUCGCAGACGGCUCCACGAGUCGGCGACGCCGUCCGGGCUGCCCCGUUCCGGGGUCGGGACAAGGACCGCGGGCCCGGGUGUCCGUUCUCCCAGGGGGUCCGAUGGCGGCGGCCGCGCGCAGGGACCCGACUGAGGGCACUGUGACCUUUGAGGAUGUGGCCGUGUACUUCUCCAGGGAGGAAUGGGGUCUCCUCGAGGAGGCUCAGAGACGCCUGUACCAGGAUGUGAUGCUGGAGAACUUGGCACUUGUAACCUCCCUGGGUUGUCAGCAUGGAGCAGAGAAUGAGGAGGCACCUUCUGAGCAGAGUGUUUCUGUAGAAGGAGUGUCACAUGUCAGGACUCCCAAGGCAGGUCUUUCUCCCCAGAAGGCCAGCCCCUGUGAGGUGUGUGCUCCAGUCUUGAAAGACCGUUUCCAGUUGGCUGAGCACCAGGAAACCCAGUUCAAUGAGAAAUUGUACACUGGUGGGACACAUGGGAAAAGAGUCUAUUUCAGCGGAAACCUUCAGCAGCAGCAGAAGGAGCACACUGGAGAUCAGCCCUUCAGAAGCAGCGCGAGUGGAGCUUCGGUGGCAAAGAGCUGCAGACGGCAUGUGUCAGGGAAGCCCUUCAUCUGUGGGGAGACUGAGAAGGACUUCCUGGUCAGCUCGGGAUUCCUCCAGCAACAGGCCACACACACUGGGGAGAAGUCAAACAAUGGAACUGAGUGUGGGGCAGCCUUCCACAAGGGAAAAACUCAACACCACUGGGGAGACUGCACAGAAGCUCUCAGCAACCAACACACAUUUGUUCAUCACCAGAGAGUCCUCCCUGGGGAAAGAUGUUACAUGUGCAGUGAGUGUGGGAAAUCUUUUAGCCAUAACUCUAGCCUCAUUAAACACCAGAGAGUUCACACCGGAGAAAGGCCUUAUGCGUGUGGGGAAUGUGGGAAAUCCUUUAGCCAAAGCUCCAACCUCUUUCAACAUCGGAGAGUUCACACUGGAGAAAGGCCCUAUGAGUGCAGUGAAUGUGGGAAAUCUUUUAGCCAAAGUUACAGCCUGAAUAACCAUCGGAAAGUUCAUACCGGAGAAAGGCCUUUUGAGUGUGGAGAAUGUGGCAAAUCAUUUAGUCAAAGAUCCAACCUCAUUCAGCAUCGGAGAAUUCACACUGGAGAAAAGCCUUAUGAGUGCAGUGAAUGUGGGAAGUCUUUUAAUCAAAGCUCUGCACUCCUGCAACACCAUACUGUUCACACUGGAGAAAGACCGUAUGAGUGCAGUGAAUGUGGGAAAUCCUUUACCUACAGUUCCAGUCUCUUAAAACACCAGAAGGUCCACACUGGAUCAAAGCCUUAUGAGUGUAGUGAAUGUAGGAAAUCUUUUAGCCAAAAUUGCAGCCUUGUUCUACAUCUGAGAGUUCACACUGGAGAAAGGCCUUAUGAGUGCAGCAAAUGUGGGAAAUCUUUUAGCCAAAGCUCUGCGCUCCUUAAACACCAGAGAGUUCACACUGGAGAAAGGCCAUAUGAGUGCCGUGAAUGUGGGAAGUCCUUUAGGCGAAGCUCCAACUUCAGUGACCAUCGAAGGGUUCACACUGGAGAAAGGCCAUAUAAGUGCAACCAGUGUGAGAAAUCCUUUAGUAAAAGCUCUGGCCUCACUCGACACCAGAGAGUUCAUACUGGAUUGGGCCUUAUGAGUGUCUUGAAUGAGAAAGCCAUUAGCCAAAGGCCUUACCUCAUUGAUUACCACAAAGUGCACAUGGCAAAAACAACUUAGUUGUGUAGCAAAUGUGUUUCCUUGUUCAGUGUAACAGCACUUGAGCGAUCUCUUUUGAGGGUGCCAUCUGCCUGUUGAGCCUCAUGCAUCCAGACAUCAGAAUAAAUGGCAGGUAUGUGGGAGUUGCAUUGCAUGUUUCAGCGUAGGCCCGUGUCAGGUUUUUAUUACUGUUGAUUCUGUAGCAGCAGCCAUUCACCUCUGACACAUGGCAGGUGCCACACGUGUAUCAUUUCUCCAUCUUGACAUGUUCAGAGAAGUAAACCUUCCUGUUUUCCCAUUUGUGGUAAAUAUGUGAGAAGCCAAAGUACUCAUUCCUUUCUGUCUGAUGACCCAGUUGUGGUCCAGAGGACUCCAUCUGACUUUCCAAGUCACCUUUUUAGGGAUGUUGUUGGUCUGGGGACUCUUGUGGAAUUUUUAGCCUCCAAGUCACCAACCCAGGAACAGCCUGCCUCCGUCAUUCUGGUUUGUGCUAUAACAAAGGCCUUAUUGUUUGAGUCGCCUUUAUCUUGAGGGUUAGACUUACUCUUAUGGGGUGGUUUCAGAACAGUGGAAUGUUUGUGUACUUCAGGGGGAUGGGAUGAUGGUAGUCCUCUCUCUAGUUUGGUCCUUGUUUGCAUUGCUGCCCAAGGCCUGUAAGGAAAUUGUGUCAGGUUUUGUGGCUGAAUUGUAGCCUAGAUACAGGACAUUUUGUGGUGUUGGAGCUCACCCUGAAGAGGGGGCAGUUGUGACAACCUCUGGUACUUCUUGGAACCACAUAAAAUUGUUCUCUGCUUUGCAGGGGAUACUGUUUCGUGCUCAGCACUGGUGCAGGAAUUCUGUACCUAGGUCCUGCAAACAAGUGAUGUACCCUGAUGUCCAGAAUUCUGUGUGGUAGUGUCACUGGCUGAAAGACUAUGAGGAAAUUAUCAUUGUAUACAAACAGUGGGUAAAUAGAAGAGUGCAAGAGACUGCAACAUCUGGUUGGAAUGAGCCUCUUUUAAAAGGGCACCUGCCAUUGUUCCAGGGGCGCCUGGGUGGCUCAGUUAAGCGUCUGACUCUUGAUUUCGGCUCAGGUCAUGAUUUCAUGGUUCAUGAGAUUGAGCCCCGUGUCAGGCUGUGUGCUGACAGCAGGGAGCCUGCUUGGGAUUCUCUCUCUCUCUCUUUCUCUCAAAAACAAAAACAAAAAGAUGAAAAAAAAAAAGGUACCUGCCAUCAUUCCAGUUGGUAAGGCUGUGAAGGAUGAACAGGAACAGAAAUUCUCAGAUCCUCCCUGGGUAGGAGCACCUGGGUGGCUCAGUCAGUUAAGCGUCCAACUCUUGGUUUCCACUUAGGUCAUGAUCUUGUGGUUCGUGGGUUCAAGCUCCGCACUGGGCUCUGUGUUGCUGGUGCAGAGCCUGUUUGAGAUUCUCUCUCCUCUCUCUCUCUCUGCCCUUCUGUGCUCUCUCAAAAUAGAUAAACUUAAAAAAAAAAAAAAAGAAAAAAAAUUCUCAGAUCCUCCUGAACUAUGAGUCUUGUGUAGCUGAGGGCCUUGUCAGAAAAUAAUCUAAUGGUUUUACAGAUUCCUGUAGUUUGUCUGCAUUGUUCACCUUAAGGCCAUUGCUGCACAGGAGGGAAAACAAGAAUAGAAAGAAGGAAGAUCUCAGUCCAGCAUUGUGGGCUUUGGUACCCAGCCUGCAUUCCCGAUCACUCAGGUGGAAAUGGCUUUCAUUGCUCACUUAUAUAUGUUGCCACUGAGGCAAGGUGCUGAUCCCAAGGCAUUACAAGGGAUAUGAUGGGGUCAAUAUAGGUUGGCCAAAUUUUAUUUUUGGAAAACAGAAAGAAAUUUUUUUAUUAUACUGUUAAUGCCUUUUAGGUAGGGUUAAUAAACAAUUGUCCAUAUUUAAAGUGUACCAUUUGGUAAGUUUUGAUAUUCAUAUAAACCCAUGAAACCAUCAUCACAAUCAUAACAUUGUACAUAUGCAUCACCCCAUAUUCAUUCAUGUUCUUUAAUUAUCUCUCUCUCUCCUCCAGGCAAACAUUGGUUUUUACUUUCUUUUACAAUAGAUUCAUUUGUAUUUUUUGUAUUUUAUGUGAUUGAGAAUAAAAUGUUUAAAUUUUUUCCUCUGGGUGUCCUCAUUUAGUAUAUUUAUUUUGAGAUUUGUCAGUGGGUCUGUGUAAUUAGUUUUUUCUUUUAAGGGUCAAGAAAUGUAAUGUUCAGUGGACAAACCACUAUUUCUUUAUUCAUUCAUCUGUUUUAGAUAUUUGAGUUGUUUCCAGUUUUUGGCUUUAUCGGUUGUUACAGACAUUUGUUUGAUUCUUACAGUUAUGAUUCUUUAUACAGUAUGUUUCAUUUCUCUUGUGAUAAUACCUCAGAAUGCAAUGUGUGAGUUACAGGGCUGUGGUUUUGGGGCUGUUAAAUGUGGUCAUUCUCAGGAGAACUCCUAAGUGUUAGCUCCCGAUGAAAAGAUGUGUUAGUUAUGGGCUGAAUUGUAUGCUCCGAAGUUCAUGUUGAAAUCCUAACUUCCAAUACCUCAGAAUGUCAUUGUAUUUGGAAAUAGGUCUUUUAAAAAAAGGUAAAAUAAAGGCAAUACGUGGACACUAA
Messenger RNA from Acinonyx jubatus (cheetah), 4928 nucleotides. Its product is annotated as zinc finger protein 211-like. The coding region runs from base 725 to 2368 and encodes 547 amino acids. Lineage: Eukaryota; Metazoa; Chordata; Mammalia; Carnivora; Felidae. The transcript is spliced from 3 exons. Gene Ontology annotation, biological process: regulation of DNA-templated transcription. The record is from RefSeq and is a predicted model, not a curated record.